GUAGCGGGAUUACAUUCUUCCCCGAGGGAUCCCAUCUGAGGCUGUGGAGCUGCUCUGUCCCCAUCCUGAUUCUGAUCUAUUGAGGCCGCACGUUGGCCGGGGCUGUGGCUUUGGCCAGGCGGGAGGAGAGCCCUGGACAUCCGGGGUCUCUCGUGGGGUGGCAUCUCUCGUCACAAAUGCCGUGUUUGGAGGAGGGAGAGAAUGUCUCCCUUCUGUGAGCCCCUAGAACCUGCUUCAUCCUGUGCUUCCUGCUUGGGGCUUGGGAGAAACCGUUGUUUCUUGCUAAAUCAGGCUCAUUAUCCCGAUGGGAACGACGGCCAAGGAGGAGAUGGCCCACUUCUGGGAGAAGAACACUAAGUCCAACCGCCCCUUGUCCCCUCACGUCACCAUUUACAAGUGGUCCCUGCCCAUGGCGAUGUCCAUCACGCAUCGCGGCACUGGCGUUGCGCUCAGCUUAGGAGUCUCCCUCUUCGGCCUGGCUGCUCUGCUGUUGCCAGAGCAGUUUCCCCACUACUUGGCCAUGGUGAAAUCCCUCAGCCUGGGGCCUGCGCUCAUCUACUCUGCUAAGUUCGCUCUGGCUUUCCCCUUCACGUACCACACCUGGAAUGGAGUCCGGCACCUUGCCUGGGACUUGGGGAAGGGGUUCAAGAUCCCCCAGGUCAACCAGUCCGGUGUGCUGGUCCUGAUCCUGACCCUGCUCUCCUCUGCCGGCCUUGCAGCGAUGUGAAGGCGCCUCCCUGUCCAUGGCCUCCCUUUUCCUGGAAGAUUUGCUCUGUCCUGGCCCACCUCAAGCUGUGGUGGAGAGGGAGGUGGGAACACAGGCUCCUGAGUAAGGAUCAAUCUCUAGGGAAGUCAUGCUUCCCCUCCUUGUGAUUUUCUGGAUGAUCAGUGCUGCUUUUUGAUA
Messenger RNA from Cuculus canorus (common cuckoo), 904 nucleotides. RefSeq names its product succinate dehydrogenase complex subunit C (gene SDHC). Gene Ontology annotation, biological process: mitochondrial electron transport, succinate to ubiquinone; tricarboxylic acid cycle. Bases 305 to 727 code for a protein of 140 amino acids. The record is from RefSeq and is a predicted model, not a curated record. NCBI's taxonomy places the organism in Eukaryota, Metazoa, Chordata, Aves, Cuculiformes, Cuculidae. The transcript has 5 exons. Gene Ontology annotation, molecular function: electron transfer activity; succinate dehydrogenase activity. Gene Ontology annotation, cellular component: membrane.